Messenger RNA from Clavispora lusitaniae ATCC 42720, 2397 nucleotides. Its product is annotated as ubiquitin-protein ligase. NCBI's taxonomy places the organism in Eukaryota, Fungi, Ascomycota, Pichiomycetes, Serinales, Metschnikowiaceae. The record is from RefSeq and is a predicted model, not a curated record.
AUGCAGCGGGCAGUCUUUUUGUUUGCCCUCUUCUUCACAGUCUUCUAUUUGUUUCCUCGAGAGACAGACGAGAUUGGUGGUGAUGUGCUGAAAAGAAAUGUUCUUCUGGCGUACAAAGACACCUUGCGGGAGCAAAGAAAUGAGCUUGCGAGAUCACAAUACUACCUGGGAUAUGGCAACUUGACAGGGUUCAAGCUUUCUUACCAAGACAAUCUAGAAAAUAGGAAUAUCCUGCUUUGGCCAUUUAGGGAGUACAGUCGUGAGCAUCCGUGGACAGAAAACCAGAACCACAGUAUCUUGCCCAAUGAAGUUAGUGACAAGGUCAAGCUGUUCUAUGGUCUAGAUCCGGUUGUGUCUUCAGGAAAGGCGUACCACUUGAACAUAUCGGGCCAUGUCUAUGGUGAAUUUCUGGUGUCUGAGACAGCGCAAUCGCUCAAACCUUUUUCCUUUCGAUUACCGCAGUACUUGUGGGAAUACUAUCGCUAUUUCCAACAGGAACAAUACGAGGAUGAAAAACAAAGAUAUGAGCAAGAUCCGGAAAACAACUCACCCCCUCAAGAGAUUGUCGAUACGGACGAAAAAAUAGGAAACAUAACCACAUACAAAGACGGGUUGAUUGAUUUGCGUAUCGACUCUUUAGCAAGCUCUUAUCCGGACUUAGACAUUUCAAAGAAUGGUUUGGCGGCUUACGAUGAUGCUGUUCUUGUGGUAUUAUCAUUGACGCUAAAAAACCGUACGGAAGCUGACUCCAACUCCUUUGAUAUGUUUGGAGUGUACUUCCAAAACACAGGCGAACUAGUUGCCUUAACCCGGUCUGCCAAGUUCCGUGGAAACCACGCUUUGCCUCAUUUUACAAUGGAUGAAGCCAAUUUCAACAAAAGUAAAACGCUAAUGGCGCGUCUUGUCAAUGCUACCAAUAUCGAGGAAGAUGUUUCCCUUGAAGAUAUCAACCGGUCUCUCCUUCUCUCGCAACUGCUGUGUGAGCUUGUUUCAUACUUCCAGUUCGAGAAAACUGCCUUCACACAACAGGAAUUGAGGUUUAUUGAUGACGAGCUUCAAGAUCCAAAGGGUGUUCCUUUGCCAAAACGGUUGCCUGAGUUGGAAAUUUCACACUCUGUGAUAUAUUCGCCAGACUGUGCAAUUUUGGUAGAAACGACUCCAGAGAAACCAUUGGUGGGUAAUAAACUUGAAGUUACUAUGAACCAAAUCUAUCGUUUUUUCGUUCUUUUAGUGGUGCUCCAGUUUCUUAAUCUCAACUUGUUUCGCAGGCAAACUAACGCCAAUCAGACACCAAGCCGCUUGUCCAAUGUGUCCAAAUUCAGCAUUUUUCUUCUCAGUCUUUAUGACUCCAUUGUUUGUCUUAUGUCAGUACUGUACUUGUGGAAUACACAAGUGAGCCUUGUUUGCACCUGCCUUGGAUCACUCAGUGGCAUUUUGUUCAUUGGGCUUGAAGUACGUUACAUGACAAGCAUCAGCUACACUCAAGCGAACGAAAGAGGCACUACCUUAUGGGAGAUUCUCCGAGGUUCUAGGCAAAAUGCUGUUACAGAGAAUUCAAAUGAAACUGGUGGUACUCCAGAGACAGGCGAAACGAAUGUUGUAAACGGCACUGCGAAUGAAAACGGGCCCGCAAAUGCCAACCCCAACGUUAAUGCGAACAAUUGGCUUUAUUUUGACGAGUCAAGUGUAUUGGUACGCUACAUUGUGACCGGUUUCAUGAUAUCACUUAUUUUCUUGAAUAUGAUGCUUUCAGCCUCACUUUGGCGAGUGUCGGUGCGUCAUGUCAUCGAGUACAUUGGCUGUUUGUUGAUCAAUUCCUACUGGGUGCCGCAGUUUUUCCGUAAUACUUUGAAGAACAGAAGAAAGACUUUUCUGUGGGAGUUCGUAUUUGGGUCGUCCAUGGUGCGGCUCGUCCCAAUAGUUUAUUUAUGUUUGAACCGCUCCAACCCUUUCAGGCAUGGAUACAAUCCUACGUUGGUGAUUACAGUUUCCGGUUGGCUUCUUUUCCAGAUAUUCAUGCUCUACUUGCAAAGCUCGCUAGGACCACGCUUUUGGGUCAGUGAGAGAUGGUUGCCGGAGCAAUAUCACUAUCAUCCUGUGAUGAGCGUGGCCGAUUUGGAGAAUGGAUUCGCUUCUGAUAUCUUAGCAAGUAUGAAGCCACACUUGGGCGAGAGUGGCGUGUCCUUCUGUGAUUUGGACUGUCCAAUUUGCAUGUCAACGGUCACAGUUCCGGUUUUGAGUAAUGACACGGCCAAGAACAAGAAAACUUAUGAAACAAUGAUGAAAAAUGUGAUGGUUACGCCCUGCCAUCACAUUUUCCAUACGAGCUGUCUAGAAGGCUGGAUGGUGCACAAACUUCAGUGUCCAGUCUGUCGUUGCCCUUUACCUCCUGUUUAA